GUGUCGCAAGUGAAACAUGUGUUCUGUGCAAAAUUGCUGUUUGCUGCUAAUUUGGGUGGAUAAGCGACCUCCAAUCGGUGCCAUUAUAAUUAAGAAGCUGCGAUGAAAAGGAAUCUUCAAAGAAGUGAAUUACCUUUCUACAUCCUCUGUAUACAUGGCAUGGAAUCUUAAACAUCAAAUACAAGACUUCCAAUGGCACAGGACACAUAGAAACUCAGAUGACAUAGAUCAGACCUUACCAGGGUGACUUAGACUGUCAUAGGACAUACAAAAUCCCUCAUAGCUUAAAGCAUACAAUCUCAAAUAGUUCAGAAUUUCAAGUGUCACAAAGUACAAGACCUUCACGAGUUAUAAUACCCAUAAAAUCUUGGAUCAUAUAAGGUAGACAAUGCCAGGAUGACUUAGGCUCUCAUAGGACAUACAACAUUUCCAGUAACAUAAGACACAUAGUCCUACAUGGCAUAGAAUCUCAGUUAUCAAAAAGUACACGUCUUCCAUUGCCAUUAGACUCAUCAACAUUUGCAUGACAUAGAGUAAAUAAUACCUAGAUGGCCUGGCCUUUCAUAGGACAUACAAGAUCUCCAGUAACAGAAGGCACACAGCCCCAAAUGGCAUAGAACCUUCACUGUCAAAAAGUACAAGACUCCUACUGCCAUUAGACACAUCAAAUUUCAGAUGGCACAGAAUAGACAAUGCCAGGAUGACUUAGGCUCUCAUAGAACAUACGAAAUCUUCAGUAGCUCAAGGCACAUAAUCCCAAAUGGCAUAGAAUUUUCAUUGCCAAAAAGUAGAAGACUUCCGUUACCAUUAGAAUCAUCCAAUUUUGAAUGGCAUACAGUAGACAAUGCCAGGAUGACUUAGGCUCUCCUAGGACAUACCAGAUCUCCACUAGCACAACACUUCCAUGGGUCAUAGGACACACAAAAUGGCAUAUGGCAGAGUGUGCCAGGGUGAGACAGUUCUGCUCUGUCUCACCCUAUGCUCCCCAUUCAGGUGCAUCCUAGGUCCUGGCUAGAGUGGCAGCUGUCGUUAGGAAGGUGGCGCGGUAGCAAAGUGACGAUGGACCCGUACGAAAAGUGGCCCGCGACAAAGACGAGGUACCUGGUACCGAUGGUAAAUCGUGCGACGAUGCAGUGAUCGUAGUGAUCGACCGAGUGGACGAUGCAUCACUCCGGUGGUACCGGUUACGGGACCGGACCCCAGGAGCGGGUGCACCAGGCACCGCGAACUGCUGGUCAACCUGACAAGUGUCCCUACGAGACCUACCAGGCGCAGAUACCGGAUUGCUGUGCAGCUGCAGCUGCUGUACAGGACCCGUAUCCACGGCCACCGAGCGGAUACGAUGGCAGGUGCUACGACGAGUGUCAUCGCAGGACACCCUAUCAGGAGGACGCCUAUACCCAGGAUGUGCCCCCGAGUUUCCAUCGGCCCCAGUCCAGACUGGGAUACGAGGAGCGUCCCCAAUCUCGUGUGGGAUAUACCUCGGAUUCCAGGUGUGCCAGUGGACUCGGUUACGACGACACGGGUGGCGGAUACCUGGAUCAGAGUGAUCCAAGGAUGUAUUGCACCAGCGGUUAUUGCAUGGGGGAUACCAUGAUGGCCACGAGCCGAGGUGUCUGUGGCGAAGAGGUUGAGCUAGACAUGCGGAGGCACAUCCAAGCAUGUGCCUGCACCUGCAACCACAUGGGCUACGGGAAUUACAUGGACUAUCAGACGACGUGCCUAACAGAACUGCCAGACGUGGCACCGUGCAACGGCACAGUGCGACUACCACCGCCAUGCGAGGACUCGCCAAGCAGCGGAAGUAGCAAGGAUCGCAGAGAAGAGAGUCCUCGUAGAAGAUGCCGUGUAUUGGCGCCAAUUUUACUCCUAGUCGCGGCUCUGCUUCUCGGAGGUCUUUGUCUACCGUUGCUUCUACAAUCCGCGCCUGUCACGCAUCAGCAGAGGCUGGACGUGAUCAGGAGGAUCCUCACUGAAGUGCCUCUGAUCGAUGGGCACAACGAUUUGCCCUGGAACGUCAGAAAGUUCGUACACAAUCAACUCGGCGAGGUGAAUCUGAGCAGCGAUCUCGGCAGAGUUGAUCCCUGGGCUAGAUCAGACUGGAGUCACACAGACAUUCCUAGAUUACGUGCUGGUCUCGUCGGUGCACAGUUCUGGUCUGCCUACGUUCCAUGCGGUGCAGCACAGUUGAAUGCUGUUCAACUUUCCUUGGAACAGAUCGACGUGAUCCGCCGACUCGCCGAGAUGAAUGCUCAACAUUUAACUUUGGUUACCUCCGUCAAAGGUCUUAUCGAGGCGCAUAGAGAAGGCAAAAUCGCAAGUCUUAUCGGGGUUGAAGGUGGUCACUCCCUAGGGAAUUCCUUGGGUGUUCUCAGGACAUUUUACGGCCUGGGCGCGAGAUACCUUACCUUGACACAUGCCUGCGAUACCUCCUGGGCAGUCUGUUCAGUUGGCGAGACGAACAGUACCCAGGAUUCGACGCCAGGUCUUAGCGAAUUCGGCAAGGCAGUUGUCAGGGAGCUAAACAGACUGGGAAUGUUAGUGGAUCUUUCUCAUGUCUCAACAAGAACAAUGAGGGCGGCCCUGCAGACGACGAGGGCACCGGUGAUUUUCUCUCACAGUGCUGCCAGGGCACUCUGCAAUUCCACUAGAAACGUGCCAGACGACGUGCUUAGAAAUCUGGCUAAAAACGGCGGAGUGGCGAUGGUUCCAUUUUAUACAUACUUCAUAACGUGCAACAGCACGGCCACCAUAAAAGACGUCAUUGCACACAUCAAUCACAUUCGAAAGGUGGCUGGGAUCGAUCACGUUGGAAUAGGAGCUGGAUUCGACGGGAUAAAUUUUACACCUACCGGAUUGGAGGACGUUUCGAGGUAUCCACAACUGUUGGCCACCCUACUCGAGGAUCCAACAUGGACCGAGGAGGAUAUUAAAAAAUUAGCUGGCCUCAAUUUGCUGAGGGUAUUUGCUAAAGUCGAGCAGGUACGGGACGAAUGGCACAGAGCUGCAGUAUUGCCAGUGGAAAAGAUUAGUCCUCCUGACAACUCAGCCUGCGUCUACGGAGCGUCUUGAUCUUCUGCGAGAACAUUCGCAGCAGGAUUCAUCGAUUUUGCACGAUCGCCGAAGAUUCGACACGUAUCACGGAACUAUAGAACCCUGUAAACGUGCGGGCCUGGAUCAACUGAACGAUCGUUUUCCCCCGACAACAUCUUCUCCCAGCAUUCCAAGGGGGGAAAUGUCGAUCGCGCCUUAUGAGAGAUGAAAAAUUGAACGAGAAUGUAUGAAUCGUCUGUGAAAACUGAUCACCUCGAGCGGAAACGAUCAUCUUCGGGACAAGUUCAAUUCUACUGAUCAUUCUUUAUCCUUGAAUAUAUAGAACCACCAGCUUUGCAAUGCUAUUUCUCAACGAGUACAAUAUCUGCAAACUAUACAACGUGAUAAUUAAUUUGCUGCUCUUUAAACAGCUGGCUACGUCCGUCCAUGUUUUCAACUUACCAAUAGAAAUAUUUUUAUUUAUUACAUUUUCUUUUUCAAUUUACUGCUUAUCUAUGCAUAAAUCGAUUUUUCUUUUUUUUAUAUUUUAGGUUUGUUUCUGCAGAAAUGAACUGAUCCUGAAGAUGUAUGAACAAAUACUAAUAAAAAAGCGUUCCUGAAUGAAUAACUUUUAACGAUGCGGACAAUCGAGACGGGCAGAAAAAGCUGAAGAAUAUUCGUAAGAAAAUAUAAGAGACAGAUGUCUGACAGAAUUCGAUGAACGGUUUUUCGAAACGUGUAAGGUCAUUCGGUUAAAUUUCGUUUCCUGAUUUUAAUGCAUGAAUUACGGGAUACGAUAAUCGUACUAAUUAGACUAACCAUAGACGAAUUUCCUGAAUAUUAACGUUAGAUAAAAGAAAAAACGUGUGUUCGUUUUGAGAAAUUGUAUCCUUGAAGAAGCAAACGAUUAUUUGAAUGCUUGCUCCGAAAUAGUGUCAAAUUAUCAAGUGCGCUUAAGACCAAGGAAUUAAAAAAAAAAAAGAAAUGAAUAAAAAUGAAUAGGAGAACGAGAAGGGAACGAGACUUUUGUAACAUUUCAUGGAAAACAAUGUUCAUUUUGAGCUUUUAGAAUUCGUCGUUGAAAGACCAUUUGAAAGACUUGUUCGUCAUUUAUUAUGUCUUCGACUGAUAUCCUAAACUGUUCUUAUAGAGCUUAUUAUAACGAGGCUUGCAUGAUGCAAUUGUUUCACACCGAUGCUUGUUCAUUUGUUAGAAUUGUCCGGAUAAAUCGUGUAUUCGAAUAUCCAUAGGUUUAUUAAAUAUUUAUUAACAGAUAUUAAAAUUUUUCGCAUACAUUUAUUAAAUUAAUUAAUUUUCAUUGAAGAUAUUUUUGAAAAAUUUAUUAUUUCUAAAAUGGAUAUUCGAAUACGACAUAAAGCACCAAGAAUUCGGAUAAACUGGCAGAUAUUAAUUACGCUCACCAAUGUUAAACACUGCCAAGCCACUUUAUACCAGAACUAUAAUUGCCAAAAUCCCUUUUCGAUAUAGUAGUGGAAACGUAGCAAUAAACCUUUAGUCGGUAAAUGAAAACCAACAGCUCGAAGAUGAAAGCAUGUAGGGCAUACUUCUACAUAUCUAGAAAAGGGAACCCUUCCAAGCGUAACUUACCCCCUUGUCUUUCUUUAAAAUUAUCUAUUUAAUCGUUCGGGUGCCAAAACAGAGAGGGGGAGAGAGAGAUAUUGUACAUAAAUUUUCCUUGGAAAACUUUCACUUCGCAUGUACCAUUUCAAAUUUCCAUUAAAAUUCGACUAUUCCACAAAUACGAUUUAGAUUGUAAUCGAGGGUGACUCAAGGCAAGGGGUUAAUUAGAUAACUGAAACGGAAAUCCAGUUUGCCAAUCGAACGUCGUCACGCUAAAUUCGCCUAAAUCAGAUAUCAAAGCAAUUUCUUGGGAUAAAACAUCAAUAGUCUGACAAGAUUUCAUGACAUAAAAGUAUUGCAAAAUAGCACCUAUCAUACAUUAAAUUAAAGCUGAAAGCUUACUGAAAAUGACUACAUAAAGGACUCAUCAAAAUUCUUAAGAAAAAAUGAAUGGCUGCCAGUUGUAGCAAGUAGUGAUCAAGUUUGAAACACAUAGAAGUCCAAUACAAUUUGAUGACAUAAAAGUAUUUCAAAAUAGCACUUAUGAUACAUCAAUUUCAAGCUUAAAGUCUAACAAAAAUGGCUAUAUAAAUCCCCCGUUGAUAUUUUUAACACAAGAUAAUUAAUUGUGGAUCGCAACGUACAGUGUUGUGUUAAAUAAGCUAUCCAGUUUCAAAGCUUCAAAAUUCUAUGAUAAUUUCAUGCCAUCUGUGAAAGCUUUAUAUAGUCAAUUUUAAUAAAUUUUAAGCUUUAAUUUGAUAUACUAUAAGUGCAGAAUGUUUAUUUAAAUUACAAUAUAAACAAUAUCCCAAGGAAUUACUCUAUUACUCUUUCGAUUAUGAAGGCCAGGAAAUUAGAGCGAGAAUGAAACAACAUCGAAUCAAUUACUAUGGAAGCAUUGUAAACAAAUACAAUGCUUAUGUGCGUGAAAUAUUCCGAAGGAAUUUCCUUAGGCGUUUGCUCGACGAAGAGAGACAUUCUCGCAGCGUCUAUUUGUUUCUUUCGUAAGCGACCUUUUUCCAUUUCGACUUUGUAAUAUCACGAUAAUUAAUCACGGAUAGAUAACGAACGAAACGAAAUAUUAAUCAACAAGUUGAUGAUACACAAAAGUAAAAAAAAAAAAAAAGGAACGAUUGAAAGCGUGAACUAGCGUAGACUGUCCUAGCUUGUACGAAACAAUUUCGAAACUUUUCUUACUUUUUUCUGACGUGGGGAACGCGUGCGAGAAAUUUUUAGGUACCUGUAAUUUAACAUUGUUAACGACUAUACAUAUAUAUAUAUAUUAUAUACAUAUAUAUUAUAUAAAUGAAACCAAGGCGCCUUCGACGAUUCGUAGCACCAUUCUACGUAACUUUCGGUAGAAAAUUAAUCCGUGUAAUUAAUCAAUUAACCAAUCGUCAUUCCGCGAAUCAAUAUUUUGUAACAUUUUAUAAAUUCCUGUCGUCGAUUGAAUAUAAAUGUUACAAAGUAUUGGUUUGCAUGCCGAUCGAAUUCUUGGUAAUGAUUUUGCACGAUGCGAAAGGUCUUGAGUACGAUCGUUAGUGGAAGCUUUUUUUCCUCGAAGUGAAACAAAAGAAAUAAAACAAAUGAUACGUA
Messenger RNA from Osmia bicornis bicornis, 6210 nucleotides. Its product is annotated as dipeptidase 1-like. Lineage: Eukaryota; Metazoa; Arthropoda; Insecta; Hymenoptera; Megachilidae. The transcript has 14 exons. Gene Ontology annotation, biological process: proteolysis. Gene Ontology annotation, molecular function: metallodipeptidase activity. Bases 1162 to 3072 code for a protein of 636 amino acids. The record is from RefSeq and is a predicted model, not a curated record.